AUGGCUACUCGCCGCUCGACCCGUCGCUCGCUCGCCAACGAGCAGGGCGUCGAGAACGACCUCAGCAACCGCGUCGGUCGGUCCAACGCCGCCAGCACCUCGCUCGCCGUCGGCAAGCCUCCAGCGCAAAAGGCCGCCGUCGCGUCCACCAGCACCGCCGCCGCCGGCACGAGGCGUACGGCCACCACCACGAGGGCUGCCCUCGGCGACAAG
This is a messenger RNA of Rhodotorula graminis WP1, 213 nucleotides long. RefSeq lists its product as uncharacterized. The record is from RefSeq and is a predicted model, not a curated record. The annotation marks the transcript as partial. The transcript has 2 exons. NCBI's taxonomy places the organism in Eukaryota, Fungi, Basidiomycota, Microbotryomycetes, Sporidiobolales, Sporidiobolaceae.